CGGGUCGGGUCAAAUCUCAUCGUUGUAAUUGUGUCUUUCUCCGGCAUUUCUAAAGUUCAAAGCUAAUUCAAUCUCAACAAUGGUGGAUUGGUCUACACUCCCGAAGGAUCUCUUAGACCUAAUCUCAAAAUCUCUAGAAUCUUCCUUCGAUCUCGUCCAAUUCCGUUCCGUUUGUUCUUCAUGGCGAUCCGCCGCCGAGCCAAAACGUCCGCUCCCAACACAUCACCUCCCGAUCCUCCCCGAUAACGGUGGUAGCCUCUUCCCUGAUUCCGCCGUAGGUUUCCGUCUCUCGCAGCGGAGUAUCUUACUUAUCAAGCCUCAUGAACCACCACACAACGAAGCAGAUUCGUUUGGAUGGUUGAUCAAAGUCGAGGAAGAUCUUAAUGUUCCUCGUAAGGUGACUCUUUUAGAUCCGUUAUGUGAUAAAAGAAACUCAAUUCCUGAGAAUUUCCCUCAUGUUCUCGAUAUGUCGAAGUUUAAGGUUCGAGAAUUGGGUCGAGAGUUUAAGCUUCAUUAUUUCAAUACUGUUGGUGAUAUUGUAGAGAGUUUAUACUUGGAGAAAGCUGUUGUUAAGUAUCUAGAUUGUGAUGUUGAGUAUAAAUUUGUGUUGCUUACGAUUCAUGUUUCGGGGAAGUUAGCUGUGUUUAGGUCUUGGGAUCGAGCUUGGACUGUGAUUAAUGACAUGCCUUCUCCUUAUGAUGAUGUGAUUUUGUUCGAUGGACGUUUCUUUGCGGUUGAUAACAACGGGAGGACUGUGGUUGUGGAUUACAGUUCUUUGAAAUUGACGUUGGUCGCGAGUCCUGUGUUUGGUGGUGAUAAGAAGUUUUUGAUUGAAUCUUGUGGUGAAAUGUUGCUUGUUGAUAUGUAUUUGAGUUUAGAGGCAGUGGAAGGGGAUCCUGGAUUCGUCGAGGAGAUUUUCGAGCAUCCUGCGUUUUAUAUGAAUGAGAGAACGGUUAAAUUUAAAGUGUAUAGAUUUGUGGAAAGAGAGGAGAGUUGGGUUGAUGUUUACGAUCUUGAGGAUAAGAUGUUGUUCCUUGGUGAUGAUUCCACCUUUUCCGCCUCAGCUUCUGAUAUUUUACCUACCUGUGAUGGAAGCUCCGUGUUCUUCAAUGGUAAUGUCUUCAAUGGGGAAGACUUGGGCGCUAUGCAAGAUCGAGAUUUGGGAGUGUUUGAUUUGAGGACUGGCAAAAUAGAGCUGGUGCAAAAACUCCCUGAAUAUGCUAAGCUGUUUUGGCCUCCACCUCCCUGGAUUACUUCUCGUGCGCAUGCUGAAGAUCAUACUGGAGAAACAUCAUCCCAAUCUUGAAAAUACAUAUGUAUAAUCUGGAGUUCAAGAUUUUGGAGAUGCUAUGGUUACAGUCUUUUACGAAGGUUAAUCUCUCUAAUACAUGUGAGAUUGAAAACCCAUAGAGAGACUACAACCUGAAUCACAUGUUUAUGUUUUCUUCUUUUCCAAGCUUUUCACUAGCUUGGCGUCUGUACAUAGAGAACCUUUCUUUAUAAUCUUUUUCCCCCAAAGAAUGAUGUUUUCUCCAAAACAAUUUGCGACACCCUAGCGGUAAGAAUUUGAUAUAUACCAUUAAUAGUUGUCA
Molecule: messenger RNA, 1592 nt
Organism: Arabidopsis lyrata subsp. lyrata
Lineage: Eukaryota; Viridiplantae; Streptophyta; Magnoliopsida; Brassicales; Brassicaceae
Product: F-box protein SKIP23
Exons: 2
Coding region: 80-1306 (408 amino acids)
Molecular function (GO): protein binding
Source: RefSeq, a predicted model, not a curated record